AGCUCUGCAUCCGUGGCUCUACUUUGUUGGCGACCAAGUUGAGAACAGUAGCAUACAAAUUUUAGUUCUGUCCUAAACAUUUUUACCCUCAAUGAACCGCGUUUUGUAUAAUGUCCGAGAAUGUCAAUUUCUGGAACUCUCAGCAAUUAUUAUGUCGAUUCCAUCAUAAGUCAUGAAAGCGAAGACCCGACUACAGCCAAGUUCUCCGGUGUACAGUACUCCAGUUCCAGGCAGACGGCAGAACACAGUGACCAUCCCGAAUUCCCCUCCUGCAGCUUCCAGCCCAAGCCACCGGUUUUCGGCGCCUCCUGGAAUCCUUUUAGUCCCCACGCCUCCAAUGGUUUGCCCGCAGUCUACCAUCCUUAUAUUCCGACUCAGCCCGUGCCGUCGACGGACUCUAGAUACCUUCGCACUUGGCUUGAGUGCGCCCCAAGGUCCGAGUCACUGGCCGGACAUGGGCAAGUAAAGCUCGAACCGCUUUUGGGACAUCUCGGGGAACCCCCCAAAAUCGGAGGACACGAGUACAUUUUGGAGUCUUCCUCGGCUAGAGAGUUUAAUUCCAAUCAAGGCUCCGGCUUCGAGGACAAUAAGGAUGUUUGUGAAGGUAGCGAGGACAAAGAAGGUGCAGAUCAAAAUGACCCAUCUGCCAACUGGCUCCACGCCCGGUCAUCUCGGAAGAAGCGGUGUCCGUAUACGAAAUACCAAACCCUGGAGCUGGAGAAAGAGUUCCUCUUCAACAUGUACCUCACCCGGGACAGGAGGCACGAAGUAUCGCGCCAACUGAACUUGACUGAGAGACAAGUUAAAAUAUGGUUCCAGAAUCGACGGAUGAAAAUGAAGAAGAUGAAUAAGGACCAGCCCAAAGAUUAGUCCUGGCAUGGUCAACAACCCCCCUCCCCGCCCCCAACUACAAGGAUGGAUUCCGCUCUAAAAAAUCUCUCCCUCUUCCCUACACCAUGAACAGUUAGAUUAGUAGAAUCUUGUGCGUUUGUUUUUCAUUCAUAUUUUCGAAGAAAAUCCCAUUAUAAUGUUCUGUAAUAGUUUGUGAGUUGACCUUAGAACAGGUGUUUUUUAUUUUAAAUAUGUAACGUUGAUUAUUAAAAAUUCAUAUAGACCUAAA
Molecule: messenger RNA, 1120 nt
Organism: Conger conger (European conger)
Lineage: Eukaryota; Metazoa; Chordata; Actinopteri; Anguilliformes; Congridae
Gene: hoxb9a
Product: homeobox B9a
Exons: 2
Coding region: 121-870 (249 amino acids)
Biological process (GO): proximal/distal pattern formation; regulation of transcription by RNA polymerase II; anterior/posterior pattern specification
Cellular component (GO): nucleus
Molecular function (GO): RNA polymerase II cis-regulatory region sequence-specific DNA binding; DNA-binding transcription factor activity, RNA polymerase II-specific
Source: RefSeq, a predicted model, not a curated record